CAGACAUGGUUAAAUUUAAGAAGUUUCGGCUUAUUAUUCGGUGGAAUGGUCGGGUGACAAACUUGAACAUUGGCAUCGACUAUGAAAAUGGCAAAUCCACUAUGCUAAAAAUUGAGUCGAGAUUCUCGUGGCAAGAACUUCAUGACAUUUGUGCAGAAAGGACUUGUACGGGCGGGCAAAUGAGAGUUGGUCAAAUUGCCUACCGCUAUCCAAACAUGAGUGCUGGCGGAGUUGUGUACGAAAAAGUUGUCAUAAACGAUGAUGACUCGGUGAACAUGAUGAUACAGUUCCUAUCUGACAAUGGGUUGCGGCUUGCAGAGGUGUAUGUCGAGACCGAGCCAGUCGGUGAAACUCAUUCUCACCAGUAUUCUUGUGAUGAUGGUUUUGCAGGAGGGUAUGGCUGGGGUGGUAGUUCAAGUAACUACGAAGGAGGUAACUACGAAGGAGGUACUUCUGCAGGAGGGUAUGGCUGGGGUGGUACUUCAAGCAACUACGGAGGAGGUAGUUAUGAAGGAGGUGGUGGUUGGGAAGAAUACGUGCAACCAACUGAGACGGCCGUCAAUAUCGUUCAGCCCGACGGUGAUCAAUGGCCUGCUUGGGGUCCAGAGUGGGCUGACAUUGGGAACAACCUUCGAUCUGGGCGUUCUUCGCAUGACCAACAAGACGAUGUUGGUUAUGCUGGCAACGAUGACCAUCCUGAGUCGAGCUAUCCAUUCGCCUUUAGUGACGAUGAAAGUGAGGAAGAUUUGAGAUCAGUCAGUGAGGAGGAAGAUACGGACGAGAUAGACGAUAUCGAUGACAAAGAGGUGGCGUUCCGUCAGGCACCAACACCUUACUACACAGAGGUUCCUGAUCAAUUUUUAUAUGGUCAGAACGAUGCCCCUGACUAUAGGCCCAUGCCUGUGUAUAAUCCGACUUCUCCUUUGGAAGUGGGUAUGGCGUUCACUUCGAAAGCCGAUGUGCAAGAUGCUUUUAGCGAAGAAGCCAUGCGCCGUAACUUCGAAUGGAAGGUAAAAUAUUCUGACACCAAACAAUUGCAUGUCAUUUGUAAGAAUGCUGGACAGGGUUGUGAGUGGCAACUUCGGGCUGCAUAUAUGAAGAGAAAGGGCGUAUGGGUCAUGCGAACAGUAGAGAACAACCACAGAUGCUCCUCAACCAUACUUUCACAGGAUCACCGGCAACUGAAAGCAAAAAAGGUGGCGAGAACCAUUAAGCACCUAAUCGAGGCACAACCGGAUAUCAAGAUAAAAGCUAUUAUGGCCGAGGUGAAGGAUCGACAUUCCUACACCAUAAGGUAUAAGAAGGCGUGGCAUGGGAAGCAGAAGGCCAUGGCUGAGGUCUACGGUGAUUGGGAUGACUCGUAUGCUUUACUCCCUCGACUAAUGUCCGCAAUGGAGGAGUCCAACCCUGGGACGGUAUUCGUGCCGUGGUACAACAACGUGCAAACUGAAGAUCAAGUUCAUGUACAGAACGAGUUGAUGUUUCAUCGUCUGUUCUAGACAUUCAAACCAUGCAUUGACGGGUUUCCCUUCUGCAUGCCAGUGAUUCAGGUAUAUUACGGACUCAAAAUAUUGUACUAGUUCAUUACCUUACUAACUAAAAUUUUUAGUAACUAAUUAUUCAUUUUUAACAGGUUGAUGGAACUUUCCUUACUGGGAAGUAUAAAGGAACUCUUCUCAUUGCAACUGGGGUUGAUGGAAAUUUAAGUAUUUUCCCCUUAGCAUUUGCAUUAGUUGAAGGGGAGAACAACUUAAGUUGGGCAUGGUUCUUUGACCAGCUACACGCCCACGUCACACAAAGAAUGGGUAUUACAAUUAUAUCGGAUCGACAUGCCGGGAUUAAACACGCCGUCAAUGGUUUUCCCGACGAAUGGGGAUGGACAUGGCGCUGGUGUAUUCGUCACUUCCUUGCCAAUUUCCAACACAAAUUUGGCAAGAAGAAAGACAUAAGAGAUCU
Molecule: messenger RNA, 1956 nt
Organism: Linum trigynum
Lineage: Eukaryota; Viridiplantae; Streptophyta; Magnoliopsida; Malpighiales; Linaceae
Source: the annotation of a GenBank genome assembly